UCCAACCCAGGGAUGGAACCCGAGUCUCUAACAUCUGCACUGCAGGCGGAUUCUUUACCAUUAGCACCACCUGGGAAGUCCCCAAACCUUUCAUGAUACCUUGAAAAAAACUCAUAGGACUGUGGUGCCCCCGAGAGUGGCUGGAAAAGGCCAGUUUUGAUUCUCUGAGCAGUGAAGGGCCUCAUUGGACCUUCAUGGUGUGAAGAUUCUUUCUAGUUUGUCUGCCCAGGGAUCACUUUUUUUUCUAAAUUCAUGGGUGGUGGGUGAUGAGGAGGACAGCAGAGAUACCUUAUGGGCUGAUGCCAGCCCUGUGACAUACUCAGCCUCAAAUCACGAUGUCCAGGGCCACCCAAGUGGUCACAAAGCAUAUAUUUCAGAUCUACGGGGCAGAAUUGAAAUCACUAAAUGCCUUUUCUUUAUUAAAUUCCUUUUCACAUAAUCAUUGUGCAUUUAGUCGACAUGAUCACCUCUAAUCACAGGCUGAGGUGAUGCCAUCUGCCUGGAGUCUCUGCCUUCCGUGGUGCCAAUUUGCUCUUGUAAAAUUCCUGUGGUUGAUAUUUAAAAAUCAGAACCCAGGGCUCAUUCAUCACAUUGAAUCGGGUUAUGGUGUAUGAUGUUGCAGGUUAAUAAAUAGCCGUAAUAGCUGCUCAGAGUUUUCUAGCGUCAGAACACCAGAAAUAGACCCUUAGCUGUCUCCUCCCUUUGCUUGUGAAUCUUUCAGAAAUCUUACAUUAUGGCUCCUACUUGUGUGUGUUUAAUAAUUUAAUUUAAUGCCUUCCUAUGGAAACGUUCCCUGGUUGCUCACCCUCUUUGGCGAUUUUGCACACUCAGCAGAGUGUUGGAGUGUGAGAGCGUCAUGUGACAUGCAGUGCCCGGUUAGAGCCAGGCAGUGAAGGGAGACGCUGUGUCUCUCUCGGCUCCUGAGCGGAGCAGCUGACAAUUUUAUAUACUUUCAAGCUCUUCCCUGUCCCAAAGAAGAGGCAAAAAAUGGGAAUUACGUAUAAUCAUAGUUAGCAUUUUACAUUAUGGCUUGCAGCCAAUGUUCUGGAGCAGAGAUGACGUAGCCCAGUGGCUCAAGUGGGCUGAAAACGAGUUUUCUCUAAGGCCGAUUGACAGCAACACGUUUGAGAUGAAUGGCAAGGCUCUCCUACUCCUGACCAAAGAGGACUUUCGCUACCGGUCUCCUCAUUCAGGUGAUGUGCUCUAUGAACUCCUUCAGCAUAUUCUGAAGCAGAGGAAACCCCGGAUUCUUUUCUCACCGUUCUUCCACCCCGGGAACUCGAUACACACGCAGCAGGAAGUCAUUCUUCACCAGAACCAUGAAGAAGAUAAUGGUGUCCAGAGGACCUCAAGGCCGUCGGCCGAGAACGUACACCAGAACCCUCCCACCAUUGAACUGUUGCACCGUUCCAGGUCACCCAUCACAACAAACCACCGGCCUUCUCCCGACCCCGAGCAGCGGCCCCUCCGGUCCCCCCUGGACAACAUGAUCCGCCGCCUCUCCCCAGCCGAGAGGGCCCAGGGACCGAGGCUCCACCAGGAGAACAACCACCAGGAGCCCUACCCGCUGUCAGUGUCUCCCAUGGAGAACAACCACUGCCCGCCGUCAUCCGAGCCCCACCCGAGGCCCUCCAGCCCCCGGCAGGAGGGCACGCGGGUCAUCCAGCUGAUGCCCAGCCCGAUCAUGCACCCCCUGAUCCUGAACCCCCGACACUCCGUGGAUUUCAAGCAGCCGCGGCUCUCUGAGGAUGGGCUGCACCGGGAGGGGAAGCCCAUCAACCUCUCGCAUCGGGAGGACCUGGCAUACAUGAACCACAUCAUGGUUUCCGUCUCGCCGCCUGAGGAGCACGCCGUGCCCAUCGGGAGGAUAGCAGACUGUAGACUGCUUUGGGAUUACGUCUAUCAGUUGCUUUCUGACAGCCGGUACGAAAACUUCAUCCGAUGGGAGGACAAAGAAUCCAAAAUAUUCCGGAUAGUGGAUCCCAAUGGACUGGCUCGACUGUGGGGAAACCAUAAGAACAGAACAAACAUGACCUAUGAGAAAAUGUCCAGAGCCCUGCGCCACUACUACAAACUAAACAUUAUCAGGAAGGAGCCGGGACAAAGGCUUUUGUUCAGGUUUAUGAAGACCCCAGAUGAAAUCAUGAGUGGCCGAACAGACCGUCUGGAGCACCUUGAGUCCCAGGAGCUGGAUGAACAAAUAUACCAAGAAGACGAGUGUUGAAGGAAGUGGUUCCCAGCUUAGUGGGCCAGCAGCCAAGGGCACCCCCCAUCCCCAGGAUGGAUGGGGCAAGAUGGAGCAGAAAGGAAGAGACAUGGAUGUGGCAGUAACACUCCUCUCGCCCAGCGCGAGGGACCCCGCGGAGCACCUUAGACAAACCACUCAGCAAAGGCGGCGCUGGAGUUCUGGCCGAGGGCACCAGCCUGGGACUUGUGUUCAUGGUUCCUUCUCGAUCAGAAUCUCUUGUCUGUGAUCCCUCCCCCUCCCCCUCCACCUACUGUUAGUUUCAUGGUGUUUUUGUUCUUUUUUUUUUAAAAGACCAUGCAGUUUGACUUUUCAUCAUUCAUAUAGGGGAAGACAUCCGAGGCUGUUUUCCUAUGGAAAUACAUAUCUAUUAUAUAUAUAUAUAUAUCUAUUUUUUGCAAAUCUCACAAAGUGCAGAAGCCCAGCUGGUCAGGAGAGAGAAUAUUUGCAAAAGGGUUCAGGUUUCCUCUUGACCCUGCCACGUGGAUCAGGUUUGUUCCUGUUGCUGUUGGGUCUUGGCUGGAAAAAAGGAAAAAAAAAAAAAAGAUGCUCUUACAAAAGAUGAAGUGAAAAGGAGAGCUCUCUUCUUCUCUCUCUGGCUCCCUUUCCUUCCUGGUCCCCGCUCCUCCCUCCUCACUGGUUGUUGAACUCCAGAUGCCCUUUCAGCAGAGUUCAGCCUCUUGGAGAGUCUUGGGAAUUUUCCACACCUGUACAUUGGAAUAGUGGUCUGGGUGCUUCGCAGCUGGCACCACAAAAAUCAAACCCACAUCCCAGCAUCUGGCUCCCUGCCAGAGGGAGGCCAAAGGCCCCAGAGAUGCUGCUGUCCUCCGGAAAGAUACAUGUGAGUCCAGCAGGCUACCCCGAUCAACUGUGAGGACCGUGAGGCUUGGUGGUUCCCCAGAGCAUAAGGCUGUCCAGAUUAUCUGGAAGCCCCAGCAUCAUGGGAUUAGUUUGCAAGUGCUGCAGAGCAAAAAAAAAAAAACAUAAGCCUUAUGGUCCAGAAACUAGAUGACAAGUGUUUGGUGGCAUUGUGGAUUAUCCCAGAGCAGGUUACAGAGGGUCUUCUCAGCUCUAUCCCAAAGGCCAUCUUGCAGUCAGUUUCAUAUCCUCACUUUUUUUUUUUCCCUCAAUUCCUAGCAAUUUUUUUAAAGUUUCCUGGUGACACAGGGCAUUUGAGAAGGAGGAUCCAGGAGUGUGUCAUCUCAGUUGUCAGCAGUGUUUGCCAAGACUGGGCAGACGGGAAAUUCCUCAGAUUCCUCACUUUUUCCCUUUUUCCUUCUUCCCUUGCUGUGUUUCAAAAUGGACUCAUGCGUGGCUCUUUUUCACCUCAAAGUAAGAUCAGUCACAUCUUAUGAGGAAGGUGCCACCUCUUAGUACUUUUGAUGAUAACAUAUUUUUAGAAAGCUCUUGUUAGAUUUUUUUUUUUUCUAGCCACUUAAAUCAACUCUUCCAAUACAGGCUCGGAAUCCAAUAUUAGGAGUACAGUCUUUUUUUACUCGGAAAGGUUAGACCUGCCUUACACAGUACCGCCUCCUGGUUUCUCUCCGCUGCUUCUUUGUUGGGCGAGCAUCUCAUAGCUCCCCAGGGUACGUGUCUGCACUGUCAGCAGCGCUUGCAGAUGAAGCCAGCAGACCUCCAGGCAUGUCCUCCAGCCAUUUCUGAUGGAGUCAGGCAGGCCGGGGUUGUGGGCACACAGGCAGGAGAAAUUCUCCCGUCCCCUCCCCCACUCCCCAGCCCUACUGACAAGGACACCAGCCAGCAGGGAGUGGGAGGGGACAAACAGAUUGACUGUCGUUCAAGGACACUGGAAACGUUCCUGCCUCUUAUGUGACCACAGAGAGAUGCAUGGAGGUGGCCGGCCUCCUCCCACCGUCGCACACCCCCACCCCCAGUCCACCUUCUAGAAUGCUGGGCCUGAAGUGAGGUCAGGGACCAACAGUGUGGGCUCGAGGGUCCCCUGAUGAAGGAAGGGUUUGGGCUCAGUCUGCUCCAAUGGGGAUGAGACCCAGCGUGCUACAGAUGUCUUUUCAAGAGUGUCAGCAGCACACAGGGAUAACCUUCCAGCCUGGAAGGUGACUGAUGUUGGCUCUCAAAUGGGAAGAUUAAGCCAAAUACCUGGGGAAGUCACUGAGUUGAAGGGCUGCAGAGAAAGGGUGGAUCAUCACUGAGGCUUUUUGUGCGAUGUGACAUCAGAGAAUCUCUGUUCACCCAGGUGUAAGGACUCGGACUCGUGUGGUCCAAAGAAUCCUAACAGUUGAAUUGUGCAGAGGAAAUUCCCCUUUGCCCCCAGGGUUUCUGUAUUUAAAGCAAUAUCCUCUAAGAAUCUGUAAGACAUAGGCUGGCACCGUCAGCCACUUGGAGAAAUAGAAGGUGUCAACUCCAAUCCAGUCUUUAUUGUCCAUCCAGAUAUUACCGUUACUGGUUUUCUGUUCAUUCCCUUAAUGGCAGAGGUUCUUCUCAUUGGUUCUUUGAGGGAAUCUUUGAGUGAUGCUGACAGUAGGGAUACAGCAUGUCCACAGCAGACCCGAAAGACUGCAGGUUCAGCUUAGCCAACUUGGGUGGGGCACCUGCUCGACCCAGUCCCAAGAGCCAGGCACCAUCCUUGCCCUCCGAGAGCUCACCUUCUUCCUGCAGAAUCUAUCCAGCAUGAAAUGUCUCACUUCAACACUAGGGGCGACAAAAAUCUCACCUGGGACCAAAUUAAGGGCACGUUCCUGGUCAGAAUAGUUGGCCUUUUCCUGCUGCCAUCAUGGGAGCUCUUGGCUUGCAACAUGAGAAACUGGGAAAGGAAGAGGCAGAACAGUGCUGCAAGCGAGCAACCUUACCCACCAGUGGUGUCCAAGGCAGACACUCUCGCUUGGAUCUUGAAAUUCUCUAGCAUCUUCUCUUCCCUGCACCUUGAGGUAGCCAGGGUGUCUCCUUUCCAUCAGAAGAAAGCAGUGGCAAGUGGCUGGACUGGCUCCAGGGGAGUAAUGUUAUCUCUUAAGAUCUUUCUGUCCCCAGAUGACAUUGUCUUGCCUGAGGUAAAACAUCUCGGAUGUUCCGAAUCCUUUGGCGGGUGGGCGUGUCCCCAUGAGCAAUGAGGAGUAACAACUGAUGGAUUACUCUCCUUUCAACAGUAUGUUUAGAACCCUCUGCUCCAUUAUCUUCCUACACUGAUACUUUGUCCAGAUGAGAAUGUAGAUUUAGCUGAAACGUAAAGGCCACGACAGGAUGUACGUAAAUGCCUAGGUAACCACCACUUCCACCGUUCACUGCCUAGGAUCCAACACGUUUGAAACGUUAGCUCUCCUUCUGAAGAACGGAAAUCUGAGUAUCAGGCCAUGUGACUUGUCCCAGGAGCAGACGGCACAGCAGGGUCAGAAUUAGGACUGGGAUCCAGCCCCGGUUAUCCCCCCAUCUGACCCCAUUCCCAUCCAGGAAGCUGAAGAUAAAAAUUUGGGGAAACACACAAAGAACAAAGGGCAGUUUCUUCGCCCAAGCAUUCGGUGCUAGUUUUUACCCACUCAGCCUGUUCCUCUUCGGAGCAGUAAUGGAGUGAUCCAAGGAGCCGUGGGGGGUGAGCUGGGGUGGGGGUGGUGACAGCGGUUCCUGCAAACCACAGAAGACUAACCUGAUACUCUUUUGGCCUCAUCUGCAUCAACACUAAACAACUCCCUGAAUCUUUCGCACAUGCCAAGUGGACACUUCACCAUUUCUCUCUGUGACUGCAACCACCUGCAAACCAGACUGAAUCUAGAAUUUUUUUUUUAAUUUCUAAUCUCUUGUUGUUUUAUGAGGUGUGGGGUUUAUAAGGGACUGAAUCAAAUGAAUGUAACAAAAAAAAAAAAAGAAAAACAAAAAAAAAGCCUUUUCUCAGGGCCAGUGAGUUGCAAAUAAUUUUUAAAGAAAAGCCUAUAAUUGCAU
Molecule: messenger RNA, 6151 nt
Organism: Cervus elaphus (red deer)
Lineage: Eukaryota; Metazoa; Chordata; Mammalia; Artiodactyla; Cervidae
Gene: ETV6
Product: ETS variant transcription factor 6
Exons: 7
Coding region: 1040-2224 (394 amino acids)
Biological process (GO): regulation of transcription by RNA polymerase II; cell differentiation
Cellular component (GO): nucleus
Molecular function (GO): sequence-specific DNA binding; DNA-binding transcription factor activity, RNA polymerase II-specific
Source: RefSeq, a predicted model, not a curated record